Lolium perenne is the source of this 4462-nucleotide messenger RNA. RefSeq lists its product as uncharacterized. The record is from RefSeq and is a predicted model, not a curated record. NCBI's taxonomy places the organism in Eukaryota, Viridiplantae, Streptophyta, Magnoliopsida, Poales, Poaceae.
CGCCCGCCCCCCUUCUUCCUCCGUCUUCACCGAAGCCCCUUUCUCCCCUCCAAGCUCUCCCAACUCCAGCUCGCCGUCCUCGCCCGACUUCGCCCGACCUCGACGCCCUGCGCUUCCCCGCUCGAUUGCUCCCCUCCCGCGCCGCACUGCCCCGCCGGAUUGGAGAUCCGGAUCCCCGCGCUCCCGGUGUUUCUGCGAUUUGAGCUUUGUCGCUGCUUCUUGGGCAUUUGAGCUCAAUGGUUGCGAGAUUAGUCUUUUGCAACUUCUUGUACUCAUGUUGAACUUGUUAGGGGCAUAAAUUUGCCAGAACCAGGUUAAUGGCAUCUGGUACAAAAUCAGACUUGCUGUCUGGUAGCCCUGAUGGGCACGGAUACUUCAGUGGACCGCGCGGGCCAUAUUCAGCUGCUUCAUCAUUGGAAAGGUCAGGAAGCUUUCGUGAAGGCGGCGAUGGUUAUGCAAUGUUUCCAGUAUCAAGCUCAUCGAGAUCACCAGCAGUUGAUUCUGCUACCCUGCUUCAGUCCCUUGCCAUGGAAUUAAGAACAAUAACUUUGGAUCAGAAAGCACCUCGGUUAGAUGUAAAAAAAUCUGUAAGUUCCAUGUUUGGAAUUUCCCCAGAAGAGUCAACAUCAACUCCAUGUAUAGGAAGGAACUUUCCUAAUUCUGUUGAAGAGAUCAGACGUCUGAAGAAUAAUAUUAAUGAUAUGUCAAACAAAGCUAGGGAAAGAGCUAGAGCUUAUGGUGCUGCUGUAGCGAAGAUCGAUAAAUAUUGUCCUAAUAUUUCACGAAAGCGUUCCCGUGGAGAUGGUUCAUCUAGUGAACGAUCUACUGCAUCUCUGUCUGGAGGAUUUAUAUCCAGGACUGUUCCUCAAGGCCAUCUAAAUGCAGAUGAUACAGAACUUGGGCCUCAAAAAGAAGAGAGGACAAAGAAUGCUGUACAAAAUAGGAGAUUGCGUACAUCAAUGACAGAGAUGGAUGCAAGAACCACAAGUCUGUCAAGGGGGCUGGGGCUUAUUGAUAGAAGCUCAGAUCCUGGGAAACUCACAAAUGGUGGUCCAGUAGUCCCCGAAGAGAAAAGUAGAGGCUUGGCAACUAGUAUUGAUGGUUGGGAGAAGCCAAAGAUCAAGAAGAAGCGUUCUGCCAUUAAGGUAGAUGUUUCAUCAGCUGGCACUUCACGAACCACAGAUGUAGACCGGGAGCAGAAACAAGGCACACAACACAAGUUUAGCAGUGAUGCUAGAGCAAGAAUGGGAAGUUCCCCUAGUUUCAGGUUGGGAACUGCUGCAUCUGUCUCUGCCGCUGGUAAAGCAGACUUGCUUUCUGCACAAAAUGGUCUUGUUGGGCGAUCCUUGAAUAGGAAUGACCAAGACAGCAGUUUCCAUCCUACCAACAGAAGGGAUCGUCAAGUUGCUUUAGAUAAGGAAAUGUCGAAUCUAAAAGCUAUUAACAAACUUAGCGAAGAUGACUCUGGUGCUAAUACCACAUCAGUAUCAAAGGCAAACGGAUCUGCUAGGGGACCCCGAUCAAAUUCUGGUUCGUUACUGAAGUCAUCUGCAAACAUUCAUCGACUACAAGCUAAUCCUGAUGAUUGGGAGCAUCCUUCUGGCACAAAUAAGUUGAAUUCCGCUAGUGGAUCUGGCAAUUCCAAACGUACGAAGUCUGCACAUUCACUAUCCCCUCCCGCUCAGUGGGGUGGGCAGAGACCUCAGAAGAUAUCCCGUUCAGCAAGAAAGUCAAAUCUAGUCCCCCUUAUCACAACCACUGAUGGGGCAUCAGUAUCAGGUUCGUUGGAAAGUCCAUCCAUCAGUGAACAGUCUGCAGGGUUGCCCAGGCGCGCAUCAAUAAGUGGCCCAAAUCAAGCCAAACGGGGAGACCAUGGGCUCUCAACUGGAUCUGAAGGAGACGAGUUUGGAUUUGCUGAGAAAAAGUUAAGGGAUAAAACCAAAAGGACUGGUGAACUUGAUGACGGCCACAGUGGUUUUCAAAAGAUUGCAAUGCUUGGGCAUCCUUCCAAAAGGAACAAGUUAUCGACUGAUGAGGAUACUGGAGAUGCUUCACGGAGACAAGGAAGGAUUGGGCGUAGUUUUACUCCAACCAGGCCCAGUACCCCUGCAUCACUUGACAACCUUGAAAAUGCUCCGACGACAAAACAAAGAAGUGUUAGGACAGUAUCAGAGAGAAACGAAAGUAAAUCUGGAAGACCACUGAUAAAAAAGAUAUCGGAACGAAAAGGCAAUGCACGCCCUAGACAUACAAGUAGCACUGUGCAGUCGGAUUCUCCUGGUAUAUGCCCACCACUGCAAUCAGAAGAUGAUCAUGAAGAGCUUCUUGCCUCAGCAAAUGCAGCUCUAAGGUCUGCUUAUGCAAGUCCAUUCUGGCGGUUGGUUGAACCUUUCUUCUGUUUUCUGACCACGGAAGACAUAGCCUACCUAAGUCAACAGAUACAUUUGCCAGAUGACUCUGCUGCAAGCAGGUCAGUUGAAGGAGAUGAAAGUCAGAAAUGCAAGGGUAGCCUUGAAUACAUUUCAGAGCCAUCAACUCCGGCUGCUAGCAACAAAGAUGACCAUAGUGCUCUUCUAAAUGGUUAUACUCUGAAUGGUAUGGUCAAUGAUGCAGACAUUUCCUGGGGAACAAGCUGCAUUGAACCUAUCCUGGAUCAACUUGUCCAAGGAAUUGAUGUGCGAAUUGGUGGUUCAGUUGGCCAAAGACUUAUUCAAGCUUGGAUAGAUGAAGAUAAGGUUGAUGAUAUAGCCAACGACAUUUACAGAAGCGAAGAGUGCCCAUUCGAUACACAUGAAAUUCAUUUUGAUGAAGGAGGAUGGAAAUCUCAUUCAGAAGGUUACAAGUUGGAGCCGUUAAUGAAUUAUGAAGCCGCAGGAAAUUGCCCUAAUGGUUUGAUGUUGGGAUCUGAUUGGAAAUAUCAUGAUGAAGUCUCUAACAAGAACAGUAAUGUCAUGGAAAAAGCCAAGGCGUGGCCUGAGUUUCAGUACAGUGAAAUGUGCCUCAGUGAUAGGAUCAUCAUCGAGCUAAGUGAAGUGGGUGUAUCUAUUGAACCUGUGCCUGAUCUUGCACAGAGUGAAGAUGAGGAUGUCAAUGCUGAAAUCUGCAAAUUAGAAGGCCAACUUCAUAAAGGGGUUGUGGAGAAGAAAAAAUUACUAGCGAAGUUGGAUGGAGUGGUAAGAACCGAGAAGGAGUCUCAGCAAAGGGAAUUUUCGCGACGCGCUAUGGAGAGACUUGUGCUGAUUGCUUACGAGAAAUACAUGGCUUUCUGUGGUUCAAAUAGUUCGAGCAGCAAAAAUGUUAAUAGAGCUGGCAGAGAUGCUGCCCUCAGUUUUGUUAAACGUGCAAUAGCACGUUGUCAUAUCUACGAGGAGGCAGGAAGAAGCUGUUUUGAUGAGCCCCCAUUCAAGGAUAUGUUUGUAUCAGCAACUUCUCACCGAAGAGACCCAGAUUCUACUUCACAAGACAAUAAUACACCACCAAAAUCAGUGCAAAGGCCUAGUGCAGCAGAUGCUUCUCGAGCGAGCAGUCACCUGUCGGAUCUGCCAUUUGCUAAGGAGGAUCCGUGGACAAAUAAUGUGAAACAAAGGGAAUUGUUGCUUGAUGAGGUUGUGGGUAGCAUAACCGGAGGAACUCUUAAAGCUUCUGGCCUUGGGACUUCCCUUGUUAGCAGCAAUACAAAAGGAAAGAGAAGUGAGAGAGAUAGGGAAGGGAAGGGGCACAACCGAGAUGGUAGUAGAUCUGGGCGACCGCCGUCGUCCAAUGCAAAAGGGGAACGGAAGAACAAAACAAAGCCAAAGCAGAGGACAGCCAACAUAUCUGGUCCUGUCAGCAGUGCUCUUCCGCGGGAUCCACAGCCACAGCCGGAGACCAAACCAACUCCAAACAGAAGCAAGGGCAGUAGCUCAGCUGCCACUAGACGCGAUGAACCUGUGAAUCCUGCAAAUGAUUCAGAAAUACCUGACUUAUCUAACCUCGAGCUGCCAGGAAUCGACGGUGAUUUCGGCGGCUGGUUAAAUAAUAUAGACGACGAUGAUGGGUUCCAGGAUCUCGACUUGAUGGGCCUCGAGAUCCCCAUGGACGACAUCAAUGAGAUUAAUCUCAUGAUAUAGGCCCACAUAGAAAGCUUGAUAUAGUGCACAGGUAACAGGUGAUUUUCUCAAGAUAACCACCAACCCCCAGCAGGUUUAACACCAGGCCUGAAAGGCUCCAGGUAGAUUUUUUUGUUUUUUGUUUCGAAAAAGUUACUAGAGAACCUCCAUGUCCCCUGUCUACACCCCCCACGUUUUGUAUCAGCGUGCAGCUCGCCUCCCUCCCUUGUACAAUACGUUACACUGUACUGUACAUAUCUAUUUUGGUGUUGUACAAGGCAGGGAGGCCAGCUGCUCCAUUUAUCCCAGGUGUACUCAAACGGCUGUAUAUAUGUCCCUCGUGCUAAAAUAAAGCGAUGUCAGUUAUAGCUUUA